This is a messenger RNA of Guillardia theta CCMP2712, 1143 nucleotides long. RefSeq lists its product as hypothetical. The transcript has 14 exons. The coding region runs from base 1 to 1143 and encodes 380 amino acids. NCBI's taxonomy places the organism in Eukaryota, Cryptophyceae, Pyrenomonadales, Geminigeraceae. The record is from RefSeq and is a predicted model, not a curated record.
AUGGAGGGCUCCGGUGCUGGCAGCAGCGCGCCGAGGGGAUCCCAGCAGCAGCAGCAGUCUGGGCAUCAGUCAAGAUCGGCAGGAGGACAGUCUGCCAUGAGGUCGGCUUCCAGAAACUCCGGCCGGGCGAACUUGAAGCGGCAUGAAGGACAAGCGCAGCCCAACUACUUCCUUGCUAAGCCUGGCGAUGCGAAGAGGCAGAUCCAGUACAGAGAGAAUCCCUUCCUCCUGCGCGGUCCCAACAUGGGCAAGACAUGCCUGUCGUUCGGCUACCCCCGGGGGGGGAUGGCAGAUCGAGCAUGUGACUUCCACUGGAAGGAGGACGAUCGAGACACAGCCAACGGCAGGUGUAAGUUCAACCAUGACUGUCGGUUUGGAGGGGGCGCUCAGCAUACAGGCAAAGAGAUAGCGGCGGAGUUUCUUGUUGCUACUGACGUGCAGCUAGACCCAAAACCGAAGCGCAUCUGGGAUCGGAUGGACUCGUUGGGUCGAGCUGUCGUGCAGGCCAAGGAACCCAACGUCAUGCAGCAGCUUGUUGAGCCGUUCAAGGGAGCUGGGGGGGCCAAGACUCCGGGCUGGAGCCCAGCGGUGGAGAUGAACCUGGGGCACGGACAUGGAGCCAACGCCUUCCAGCAGCAUCGGGGGCCGCUAGGAAGGAAUCCUCUAGGACAAGCUGGGAAAAGAUAUCCGUUCACACAGGCAAGGCAGAACAUGGUGGAAAGUCUAUGGCGGGCUGUGGUUGGAGGGUCUGACCGGUCCGAGUGUUCGCUCCACUUGCUCCUUACUAGCUUCAAUCCCCGCUCUAUCCAUGAAGUAGUAGCAAGGCAACUGACCCCAAAGCAAGCUGAAGCAAGAUUCGUCAUGGCCCUCAUCAAGCCACGAGCGCUAUCCAGCACAUCCCAGUCGGACAUGAGACCCGCAACAGUAGGCUACGAGUCUACAGAAAACAGGAGAGGAAACUGGCCAUUCGCUCUUGACGGUUUUGAGCAGCCUGACGAUGAAAUAGUGAAGGAAGCUGAUUCGAUCAAGCAGUCGUCUCCCAAUGUGACCAAAGAGGAUUUCAAGGGGUUCUGGGAGCGUGCGAGUGAUGUUGUGAGCGAUGAUGGAUUCUUUGCUUUACUGCUCCACAACUGCUUUCGAUGA